Penicillium brasilianum is the source of this 1131-nucleotide messenger RNA. Lineage: Eukaryota; Fungi; Ascomycota; Eurotiomycetes; Eurotiales; Aspergillaceae. The record is from the annotation of a GenBank genome assembly.
AUGCCCCGUCGUUGUCACACGAAAUCCCGAAAAGGAUGCGUUCAAUGCAAAGAACGACACGUCAAGUGUGAUGAACAACGACCAACUUGCAGUCUCUGCGUGAAGCGGGAGCUAACAUGCACCUAUGUAACUCCUCCGCCCAGGCGAAAGCCUACCGUAGAUCACCAGGAGGAAGCGAAAGCGCGAUAUGCGUCCGCCACGUCGAGUCCUACUAUGGUCUCGCGUCUACCGAGACUCGAGGAGAUGAGACUCUUUCACCAUGCUUUUAUGGUGACCAGUCUCAGUUUUGUCAAAGAUGACAUUGACCGGGAAUUUUGGCAGUCGGUGCUUCCGCGAAUUGCGACCAGUCAUGACUAUGUCAUGGAUGGGUCCUUAGCGGUUGCUGCGCUUCAUUUGGCUUCUUUAGAGCCGGACCGCUCGUCUCACUGGCUUGAGGCUGCGUUGACUUACCAGAAUUCCGCAAUAGCUGGGUUGAGUCGGCAUUUAGCGACUAUCAAGCAAAAUUAUGAGGCGUUGUUCAGUUGCUCCAUAUUCAAUCUGAUUUUCGUGACUGCAUAUCCAGGAAUCUACGGUGAUGGAAAUCCCGUUGAGCCGUUGGAAGAGAUUUUGACGAUGCGAUCGUUCUUGAGCGGUACUGCAUUUCUAUUCUUGCAAAUAUAUCACGGCGAGGAGAAAACAUCCAUUGAUCCUUGGCUGCGUCGUGACAAGAAGAAAUCCCCGGUUUCGAAAGACAGUGAGGAUCCGAAAAUGGUUGAGCUACACAAGACAACCUUGGAGAAACUUCAUUCAUUACGCAUUACUAUCGACAAACUUCAAAAUCCUCAUCAAGAGAUCUACCAAAUAACUUAUGAUCUACUCCUCAAGGCCACUAAAGGCUGGCCCAACGAGGAUAGCAUAUCAUGGCCGAUUGAGAUUGGCGACCCCUUCCUGGACUUGGUAAAACAAGGCGACUGGAUGGCUCGCAUCAUGCUCUUGUUUCACGGGUUGGGUAUGCAUCUACUGUCAAGAAAGUGGUUUGCUAGGGGCUCAGGAAGGAGGCUGGUCCUCGGUAUUUUGCAACCACUUGAGGGGGAAAUCCCACCCGAAUGGCUGGACAUAACCCAGUGGAUUAGGGAAGCGGUGGAUAUCUGA